AUGACUUCCCAGACCUACAGUUUCAUCGUUGUCGGAGGCGGGCCGGCUGGAUGUGCCCUCGCGGCAUCCCUGGCCAAAUCGUCCAAGCGGCCAAGCGUCUUGCUGCUGGAGGCUGGUGAGCGCAAUGACGACAGAGCCCUCAAGGUCGCUGGCAAGCGCUGGAUGACCUUCAUGGAGAGCAAUCUGAACUGGGGAUACAAGACGACCCCACAAGAGCACUGCAGCGGGCGGCAGCUUGACUACUCCCGAGGAAAGUGUCUUGGGGGUAGCUCUGCCAUCAACUUUGGCGUGUACACCGUUGGAGCGCGAGAUGAUUAUGACCAAUGGGCCGCGGAACUUGAAGACGAUACAUUUGCCUGGAAGAACAUGCAAGCCCGAUUCAAGGAUCUGGAGACCUUUGCUGGCGCGAUCGCCCGCCCAGAAAAUCGGAAAUAUGGAGCUCCCCAGGCUGUGGAUCACGGCGAUAAGGGCGCCCUGGGGGUUGGGUAUGCGGCCGAGUGGGAGUCAGACUUGCCUCUGGUCUUAGAUGCCUUUGAAGAAGCUGGCCUGCCGCUGAACCCGGAUCAUAACUCGGGCAACCCCAUUGGAAUGAGCCUCAUGGUCAAUUCAACUCAUGAUGGAGUGCGAACCACUGCCGUGGAUCUGGUGAAGAACGCACCGGCCAAUCUGGUCGUCAUCGCUGAUAGUCCGGUGCAGCGCGUCCUCGUGGAGGGCAAGAAGACGGUCGGUGUGGAGGCCAAUGGAAAGCACUACUUGGCUACGAAAGAAGUGAUUUUGUCCGCGGGAUCCCUCGACACUCCCAAGAUCCUAAUGCAUUCCGGCAUCGGUCCCGGGGAAGAGCUCAAGAAAUUUAAUAUUCCCGUCGUCCAGGACCUACCUGCCAUUGGCCAGGGUCUAAAGGAUCACCCUUUUACCUCACUAUUGGUUACUCGAAAUCCCGAGACGAACGACCGCAACUCAUUCUUCCAGAACCCAGAUGCCAUAUCUGCCGCAAUGAAGCAGUGGGAGCAAGACGGCACCGGACCCUGGGCUCGCUACGGAUGUCAACUCGGCAGCGGCUGGUUCAAGUCAGACCGCAUCGCGGCCUCGGACGAAUUCAAGGCGCUACCCGCCGACGUGCAAGAUCUGCUGAACCGCGAGACAAUCCCGCACUAUGAGAUAGCCACCCACUUCCCCGUGCACCAUCUCAUGCCACAGAUGUUCCAGGACUAUAGCUACAUCUGCAUCGCAGUCUUCCUCAUGAACGAGCAAUCUACCGGUGAGGUGCGGCUUCAGUCUUCAAACCCAGAUGAGCCACUCCUCUUCGACCCCCACUUUCUAGAGCAUCCGUACGACCGUCGCGCGUGCAUUGAGAUGUACCGCCAUCUACUGGAACUAACCGAGCACCCUGCCUUUGCGAAAGAUACCAUCUCAACCGUCAUGGCGCCAGCAUCGAAGUCGGACGAAGACAUUCUGCAGUUCUGGCGGGAUAACGUCUCCUCGAGUUGGCACAUGACCGGCACGGUGAAGAUGGGCCAGGCGGGAUCCAAGCAUGCGGCUGUUGACAAAGCCUUCCGGGUCUUUGGCAUGGAGAAUCUGCGUGUUGCUGAUAUGAGUGUUGUGCCGGUGUUGACGAACAACCACACCCAGGCCACCGCGUAUGUCACCGGUGCUACCUGUGCCGAUGUUCUGAUUAGGGAGUAUGGAUUGGAUCAACAGUGA
This is a messenger RNA of Penicillium canariense, 1701 nucleotides long. RefSeq names its product GMC family oxidoreductase. Gene Ontology annotation, molecular function: oxidoreductase activity, acting on CH-OH group of donors; flavin adenine dinucleotide binding. The transcript has 3 exons. The coding region runs from base 1 to 1701 and encodes 566 amino acids. Lineage: Eukaryota; Fungi; Ascomycota; Eurotiomycetes; Eurotiales; Aspergillaceae. The record is from RefSeq and is a predicted model, not a curated record.